AUGCUCAAGUGCAUGGCAGGCCGCCCGGCGGCCGGGAACCAAGACGUCUUUGCCAAGUCUCCGACGGGUCUUCCGAGCGCCGUCUGGGAAAAUGAGUUUAGCGUCCUUUUCAAUGGGCGCAAGCCCGUCGGGCUCGGCUUUGUCGCCGCCAACGUCGCGACGCCGCAUGGCACGUACACGUGCGUCGUGCAGCACGUCAUUAACGCCAAGGUCCACGCUAACCACGCUUUCGACCACAACGAGCACUGCUACUUGAGCUGUAACCUCAAGCGUGUCAUCAUGCCUGGCCUCGUCAUUCGCGGCAUCAACGACCUCGACGUGCGCGAUACGAGUUUUGACGUUGUCGUCGCCAAGGUCAAGACGGCCAAGCGGCCACUUUUGCUCACAUUUGCCGACCCCAAGUCGGCCGACGUCACUGCGAAAGACGAGCAGCCCGCGCUGCCCGACGAUAGCGAUCUACGCGAGCGCAAGCUCCAAGAUGAAAUCAUCGACUUGCGCACGCGGCUCGACGAGAGUAGUCGGCAGCGGGACGAGGCGCUCGCUCAGCUCGAGCUCUUUAAAAAGUGGAACGAUUCGCUUCUCGCAACCAACACCGAGAUGGACGCGACGACGUCGGCGCUGCACGAGCGCAUUGCGCAAGAGCGGACAGCGUACGAAGCAAAGCAUGCACGGCUGCUGGAGCUGCAGCACGAGCGCGACCACGCCACAAGCAAGCUCCACGAGCUCCGCGUGGAGAAUGCCAGCAUGGCCACGCGAGCCGACGACCUGCAUGCGCGCCUCGAGGCCGCGCAGCAAGCCAAGCGAGCUUCCGAUAUGAAACUCGCAGCGCUCGAGACCGCACGGCUCGAAGACCUUCGGGCAAUGGAGGCGCUUCGGCGCGAGAUCCACGACGAAGACGACGCGACAACGGAGCUCGAUAAGCUCAUGGCGACCGAGCAAGGCAAUGCGACCUCGGCCACGUCCGCAAGCGUCAAGCAGCAACAUUUGGACAUACUCGCCUCAGUCCGGCAACAGCGCAAGGAGCACGAACAACACAAGGCCGAUCUCGAGGCGAAGCUCCAAGCGCAUGCUGACCACGUCAAGAGCGUCAUCUUGGACCUCGAGCACCAGCGACAAGCCCAAGCGGUGGCCCAAAAAGUGAUCACGUCGCUGCCACCAGCUGUGGUCACAGCGUCGCACGAGGUCCAGACCGACGCGUUGCCCGAGCCCAAUGCCGCGUGGACGGAUAAAAAGCUGGCGCUGACCAACCGAAUUCACGAGUUGGAGGCGGAGCUCGAGGCCGAGAGGCAAAUUGAAGCGUCGCUGAGCGAUACGAUUGCAGGAGCAUCGGCGAUCGAGGCAGCGCGCGCGGCCCGCGACCAAGCCAAGCUCCUCAUCCUUCGGCGCUUCAUGACGCAGCUGUCGACAACGGGCAUCCUUGUGCAAAAGCAUGGACGCAUGGGCGCAGCGCACGCUCGCUUCUUGUAUGCUGACGCAGCAGGGCACUGGCUGAGCUGGAUGAGCAUCGACGAGGCAAAGAAGGAAGGCGCGUUCCAGCACCCGCGCAAGCAAACCACGAUCGAGCUCAAGCUCAUCGUCGACAUCUUGCCCGGCAAGCAGACGCAUGUCUUUCACCGCACGUCGGCGACACCGGCGAACCGGUGCUUCUCUCUUAUCUGUGCCAAGCCGUGCCGCACCAUCGACAUGGAGACCGAGACGCCCGAGCAAUGCCAGCGGCUCAUUCAGGGCUUCCGCCUCAUCCGCCAAGCAUUUCUGGACCACGGCGCGGUCGUGCUCUAA
Saprolegnia diclina VS20 is the source of this 1779-nucleotide messenger RNA. RefSeq lists its product as hypothetical. NCBI's taxonomy places the organism in Eukaryota, Oomycota, Saprolegniomycetes, Saprolegniales, Saprolegniaceae. The record is from RefSeq and is a predicted model, not a curated record. The coding region runs from base 1 to 1779 and encodes 592 amino acids. The transcript has 7 exons.